AUGAAGUGUGUUUGCCUCCUGUGGGGCUGUCUGCUCUUCUCGACCGGCAGCGUGGUCCCGGUGUGCGUGGGCGAGAUGUUCACGUCGCUGCUCAACGUGCGGCAGGCGAUCAGCGUGGAGAGGAAGCUGAUCGACGAGCUGAAGACUUACAUCGAUCACGAGUGGGAAAGGCUGGAAGACAUCAAGAGGUUUUAUUCCAAGGUGUCACACCUGCACAGUGACACCUACAGAGGCUCGCCAAACGCCAUGGCCAACCCACUGGUGGCGUUCACCCUCAUCAAGCGCCUGCAUUCCGAGUGGCUCAAUGUGGUUUACAGCCAUGAAGCCUCAGAGAACGCAGAAGCCCUCAGGUCCAGUUACGAGGAAGAAGAGGCCAACUUGCCCAAACUGGAGGACCUGCGGGGGGCCGCCAGGGGCCUGAUGAGGUUGCAGGAUGUGUACGCGCUCCACGUGGCCAGCCUGGCGAGUGGUCGCUUCCGGAGAGUGGCGGACGGAAAACUGGUGGAGGUUUACAAACCGGCUGUGUCCGUGUCGCUGUCUGGUGAUGACUGCUUCCUGGUCGGAAAGGUGGCAUACGAGCAGGAGGACUACUACCACUCGGUUCCAUGGCUGGAGGAGUCGGUGCAGCUCUUCAGGGGCCCGGGAGGAGAGUGGAGCCCCGAGAACGAGGGCACGCUGGAGGACGCCCUGGACCACCUGGCCUUCUCUCACUUUAAAACGGGGAACAUCUCCCACGCUCUCAGUCUGUCUCAGGAGUUGCUGCAUCAUGACCCGAUGAAUGGAAGGGUCUUGGAAAACGUUGAGAAAUACGAGAGGUUACUGAUAGCGAGGCCGCCCGCGUCGCUCCGUGACCGAGGCCUGACGAGACCCACGUCCAAAUAUUUAAGAACCAGGGACACUUACGAGAGACUGUGCCAGACCCAAAGCUCUCAGAACCGCAGACUGUUCUGCGACUACUUCACCAACGGGAGCCCGGCGCUGACUAUGAUGCCUGUAAGACGAGAAGUGCUGAGCCUGCGGCCGUACGUGGUCAGGUACCACGACUUCAUCACAGACGCGGAGUCUGACGACAUCAAGACCCUCGCCAAGCAGGGAUUGAGAAGAUCCGUUGUGGCAGCUGGAGAAAAACAAGCCACGGCAGACUAUCGCAUUAGCAAGAGUGCCUGGCUGAAGGACACAGCACACUCCAUGGUUGGCAAGCUGGACCGCAGGAUCUCUGCGCUCACGGGUCUCAACGUGACACACCCGUUUGGCGAGCACCUCCAAGUGGUGAAUUAUGGCAUCGGCGGCCAUUAUGAACCUCACUUUGACCACGCCACGUCGCCCUCAAGUCCUGUGUUUCGGCUGAAUACUGGCAACCGGGUGGCCACCUUCAUGAUUUAUCUCAGCUCUGUCGAGGCUGGUGGAGCCACAGCCUUCAUCUAUGCCGACUUCAGCGUACCUGUCAUGAAGAACUCCGCCAUCUUCUGGUGGAAUCUGCACAGAAGUGGAGCAGGAGACGACAACACCCUGCAUGCCGGCUGCCCUGUGCUUAUUGGCGACAAAUGGGUGGCAAACAAAUGGAUCCACGAGCAUGGCCAAGAGUUCCGACACGCCUGCAGCCUGAAUCCUGAGGAGUGAGGUGGGCGGAGUGUAUUCCUUUUGGAGUCAACCGAGCGAGGCACACGUGCAGCCUUCAAGCAACUCGAGUGGAUCGCACAAACCCGAGCGAAAAGUAACAGAGGCGUUUAUUGCGACGAGCCUCCAGAGGCCAAAAGAUGUACUGGCCAGGUCCUGCAAAUGGACACAAGAUUGAGAACACUGCUGGAUUCACUUAACGGUCUCAAAAUCCAAACAUGCUUGCUUGGAUUAAAAGUUUUCUGAGUCUACAGUGACAAACACAACAUGACAAGCUAUGUUUGGAUGCUGACAGCCUAAUUACCUCCUCCAAUUACACAAUUAGUGCACUUCCAUUCUGAGUGUACACUCUUGCACCGAACAAACACGCCCUGAAUGGUUUGUGUACAGCAGUGGACCCUAACCGCCCUCAAUCAUCGCCAUCUUGAUAAAUAGCUAACUUUGGUGGUUGCAAUUCCCAAAUGAAAAAGAGAGAGAGACAGAGAAAGCGCACAAAUGCAGCAGUACCUCAACUUACGAGCUUACUUGGUUCUGUGACGGAGCUCUUCACUCAAAACACUUGUAUCUCAAAUCAACGUCGUCAAUUAAUUUGGUGCUUGGCCAUCUUAAAACAGCACAAUUUUAACAUGUAACAUGCAUUUUAAGAAGAAAAACAAACUUUUAGAUAUGAAAUGUACAAACAACUACAAUAGUUUUAUCAGUUAAUGAUUACGUAUAUCCAAUCCAAUCCCCUUUAUCUGUAUAGCCCUAUUAACAACAGAACUGUUUCCAGAGUGCUGCACAUAAAAAGAAACAUUAAAAAGUAAUUACAUUAAAAUAGUUUAAAAUAAAACAAGUAAAAAACAAAUCAAUAAAAUAGAAUGAAACAAUAAGAGACAAGUCAAUAAAAUAAAACAAUAAAAGACACAGAGGACCACUAGACUCAUUUAAAUUUAAAAGCCAGAGAGUAAAAGUGGGUUUUAAAAGGGAAUUGCACUUUUUUUUGGAAUUUUGCCUAUCGGUCACAAUUAUUAUGAAAGACAAGAAGACAAAAGGUUUUUUUCUUCACAUUCUAACAUGUGAAACUCGUCUUGUUUUAAGUACCUAGCAAUGCAGCUAAUGGGGGCCAUCAAUUCUACUUCUAAAUCACUUUAACAAUGCAUUAAAAAAACGUCAACAAUACUUAAUUUACGUUCUGUAACUUGUAUAUUAACCAAACUGUAGUAACAUUAUUGUAAGAGCGAACACUGAGGAACUCUUUUUUUCUAUCGUACUAACACAUCGGCGUGCUACGGUAUUAGCCAUAAAAGCUAACUACGGCAAGAGAUAAGGUAACUUCUACAUUAGCACAGAACGCGUGUGAGUUAGUAAUGCACAACACAAUGCGAUAAGACACCAAUCUGUACUGACUGAAAAACAUGAAUAAUCAUAUUACAUUAUCUGUAAAAUAUUAGCCCACAUUUUUACGUUUUGUAGAUAGCCAGAUAGCAUAUGCUGUCUGUAAUGAUACACACGUGAUGUGUACGUGUACCAUGAUUAAUACAAAGUGUGACUCAAUGGAUGGGCAGUUGUCUCUUUGGUCCAGCUGACCAGGGACGUUUUUUCAAACUUCUUUGGAGUAAGCACGCCAUUUAUGACGAAAAAGCUUGUCUCCAAAUUCCACAUUUGCAGCUUCGAUUCACUUUCACUUCACUCUCUCGGCUUUCGUCUGCUCCAACGCUUCACCCUCUUCUUCGUGCCGGCUUCUAGAAGCAGUAGUUCAUCCUCCAUAAAUUCAGAUUCAAAAAGAUAAAGUUGUGAAUCCUCAUUUGUUCAAAAAUAGUCAUCUUCGUUGUUACCAAGUCUGCCAUGAUAAGUGGUUUGUAUCUGGAAGUAGGAACACGCUCGAAGUCGGAAGUGCGCUGCUAUGUAAACGGAAAUCAAUGCGCCAAAAUAUAGUAAAUAUUGUACAUAAUACAUAUUGUUAUGAACAUGUCUGUUACUACAUUAUAUAUAAACUUGUUGUGUGUAUAUAAAACGGUGAUGGAGGGUUUUGAAGUUGUCUUAGAGGGCUUUGAAGGCUACAACGGUGACUGCCAUUAGCCGCAUCUUUCAAGCGUUUUUUAUCAUCGCUAAAAUCCUAAUUAAAAAAAAGACAUGUAUGUUCUUGUCUCUCAUAUUGAUUGUGAACGAUAGGCAAAAUUCCCCAAAAAGUGCACUUCCCCUAUAAGACGAGACCUAAAACAUUCAACAGUGAGGGCCGUGAGGGGGCAGAACAUUCCAUAGUUUAGGGCCCACAACAGAGAAGACCCUGUCUCUCUGUUUUAGCCUCGUUUUAGGCCCCACAAGUUGGAACUGGCCCUCGGGCCUCAAUGCGCGAGCUGAGCCAUAAAUUUGGAUGAGGUCCGUGGUGUACUUUGAGGCCAGUCCAAUCAAAGCUUUAAAAAACAAAUAGUACAAUUUUUUUUUUAUCAAUUCUAAAACGAACAAGAUGCCAAUGCAGGUGAUGUGCUCCCUUUUUUUGUGCCGCAAAAAAAAAAUACAAAAAAUAAUAUUGUGCCGCACAGUCCUGGACUAAUUGUAACUGACUUAUAUUUGAAUGAGAGUAGACUUAUACAGUAUCUCCUUCCAGCUGCUUCUCCGUCAAACACACCAUCAGCAGGUUCUCCGUAGUUUCAUGGAUAAAUGCCCGCCGUUAAAGGGGAACAUUAUCACAAUUUCAGAA
This is a messenger RNA of Nerophis lumbriciformis (worm pipefish), 4300 nucleotides long. It is a transcript of the gene p4ha3, whose product is annotated as prolyl 4-hydroxylase, alpha polypeptide III. Gene Ontology annotation, cellular component: endoplasmic reticulum. The record is from RefSeq and is a predicted model, not a curated record. Lineage: Eukaryota; Metazoa; Chordata; Actinopteri; Syngnathiformes; Syngnathidae. Gene Ontology annotation, biological process: peptidyl-proline hydroxylation to 4-hydroxy-L-proline. Gene Ontology annotation, molecular function: procollagen-proline 4-dioxygenase activity; L-ascorbic acid binding; protein binding.